This is a messenger RNA of Sciurus carolinensis (gray squirrel), 3086 nucleotides long. It is a transcript of the gene Mtif3, whose product is annotated as mitochondrial translational initiation factor 3. Bases 76 to 912 code for a protein of 278 amino acids. Gene Ontology annotation, biological process: ribosome disassembly; mitochondrial translational initiation. Gene Ontology annotation, cellular component: mitochondrion. The transcript has 5 exons. Gene Ontology annotation, molecular function: translation initiation factor activity; ribosome binding. NCBI's taxonomy places the organism in Eukaryota, Metazoa, Chordata, Mammalia, Rodentia, Sciuridae. The record is from RefSeq and is a predicted model, not a curated record.
AAGCGAAAGGGUCUUGACGCAGAGCUCGUUCACUGGCUCUGUCAGACAUUACCAAUCGCCGACCUCCGUUACAGGAUGGCUGCUCUCCUGAAGAGGCUACUGCUGCAAACCAUAAGGACUGAAAAUAGUUGCAUUGGAAGGUGUUUUGAUAAACACAUUAUACAAAAGACAGUCCCAGUGCAGUUGUUCCUGGUUGCUUAUGCCCCAAGACUGUCCUACCUAAUGCAUACAAAAAGUUUUAGUACUGUUGAGAACACCCAGGAUGAGAGGAAAAAGAAAAAAAAGAGUGACACAACUUUUAGUAAUGUUGGAAGGAAAAUUGGUGAGCGAAUUAUUCGUGUCCUUGAUGAGAAGGGCAAUGAUUUGGGAAACAUGCACCGAGCAGAUGCAAUUAGACUCAUGGAAGAGCGAGACCUGAGGCUGGUGCGGAGGAACUCCAGCACAGAGCCCCCGGAAUACCAACUCAUGACAGGAACACAGAUUCACCAGGAACGGCUGCGGCUCAGAGACACAGAAAAGGCCAAACUAAAACCUGGACCAACUGUGACAAAGGAACUAACUUUUUCUUCAAAUAUUAAACAACAUGAUUUGGACACAAAGAGUAAACAGAUUCAGCAGUGGAUUGAGAAAAAAUACCAAGUUCAAAUUACCAUAAAGAAGGGGAAAAAUGUAAAUGAACCAGAAAAUAAGAUGGAGGAAAUAUUUAAUCAAAUAGUUCAGACUAUGCCUGGAAUGGCUACCUUCUUAUCCAGGCCACAACCUGUUAAAGGAGGAAAAGCCUUAAUGUGUGUUAUUCGGCAUUUGACGAAGAAAGAAGAGAAGGCAUACGGAGACUUGCAAGAGACCCAGAAAAGAGACAUUUUGAACAAAGAAAAUGGAAAUGACAAGGAAUCAAAUGUUCUGCAUCAGUGAUUUUAAUAAAGACAAACAGACUUCUGAGCAAGAAAAAAACUCAGUGGUCUAGUCCUUCAACAAGGCUCGUUAGGUGCCUAGUGGAGGGCGAGCACCGCGACCGUCGAGAGCACCUUGUCUUCCACACGGGUCCCCAACCCUCUGUUUUUAGGCAAAGAUGAGUCUUGCUCUUGUUUCCUUUUGGGAGGGAUAUAGCCACUGAGGUGAGAGGCCAAACUCCGUUUUUCCCGAGAUGGUUUUACCUUUGGGAAUAAGGAAGACAGACAACUAGAACUCAAAGUCAGAAUUAUCUGGGUUGGUUGUGUGCUCCGACAGGGAACACUCCUUUAGAGAGAAGCCGGGGGAUGUGCCAGGCUUCAGGCAGGGUAGGUUUAGACCCAAGAGCUCCCCUAAGUGGCUUCAACUUACUUUAAGCUUCAUUUUCUUCUUGUCAGGAUCAUGCACAACAGCAUGCCUCAUGAGGCUUUGCUACAGUGAAGAAAAAAAGAGAAACCUGUAUUUUAAAAACCGUAACACUGGAGAAUCCAUGAACAUGAAAGCUAGAUGCAGAUCUAAUCACAGACGAGAUUCCAGUUACUUAACCAGUCUUGGAGCAAAAAUUAACUACUUGAGAGAAAAACAGCCACAUUACUUCCUUUGUUUAUGUGACCACAUAAACAGUCUUCGCCAUACCUCUGAAAAGACACUCUGCUUUCAAGGCUACAAAGAUACCUCAAGAGGUUGUCGGGCUGGGCUGAGAUAAACACCUGAACCAUCUGAGCUGUUUAUGUCUGAGGAAGUGGGUUGUGUGAUAAGAACACACAGCGGCACACGCAGGAGCCCCAGGUCGCAACGAGAAGCACACGCUCGAUCCCCAGCACCACCAAAAAACAGAACAAAACACAACAGACUACUUUGGUGUUGCAGGAACUGGCAGCACAGGGAUAAGCUGCAGACCUGCAAGCAACGACAGCACUGUCACUGCAGCAACCCUGGGGCGCCGGGCAGCCUGCGUGAGCCAGGAGGAAGACAAGGGCCAGCUCCACUACACAGGCAGCACCAGCACCACGCAGCCCACAUCUCUCAGCGACCUCGUGGCUCUACUCCGACGCGUCCAGCCACCCUUUGGUGUUCCGCAGGAAACCCUCUAACUGCAGGUUGGGCCCACUUCUGUCCUGUUUACAGGAAGGUCACUCAUGCCUUCAUAAUGACCUUUCAUGGACUUGCACGGGCUCUACAUGAACUGACAAGCCAUUCCUGAGCCUUCCCCUCAAGCUUAACUACAACUGUAAUCAUCUCAGCUUACUCUGAAACACACUAUGUAUUUUAAAGAAGCGAAAAUGAAAAUUAACUUUUAAAAUGCCCCAAUAUAUAAACAGGUAUACAUGAUACAUAGGAACAGAAAAAUGGUUAUUAGGAAGCUGUUCUAGAACACGGGCUCCCAACCUUUGCAUUUCAAUCUCAAGCACACCUAGAAUUUCAAAGACCCAUGCAACACACACCUGAAUGGGGGCUCGUUGGUAUGUUCGCACUGAUGGACUUUCAGCUGCUGAUGUUUCUUAAAGGCCUUCUUGCAACCUUCGAAAUUACACUGUUAAGUAAAUGUGUGUUAAUCUUCAGAAAAAAAAAAACAAAAAAUCAACAGUUCAGAACAAUCCUCUAAAGGUAAAACUAUUUUAGAGACUACAUUUGCUACUUUCACCUAUUUAGUUACCUUAAAUUUCUACUUUAUGUCAAUAAGCUUUAAAGAUCAGUGACAUUUGAAAAAGCAAAAAUAUUUUGGUUGGUAUAGUAACCCAAUUAUGUACUUUAAUGUGCACAAUGUUUGCUUACAAAAUAAAACUUUAUGAUUAGCACAGUCAGUACCAGACUAAAAUUAGACAUUUGAGAGACAAAAUUUGGUUGAUGGAAACUUUAUAGAAUAUCAACAAUAAGUGUAAAAAUUUAAACAUAUAAAAAUCGUACUACACAUAAGCACAUAUGACCAUACUUACUACAUACUGUUUUUGCUGAUUUUCAUGUUUGCGUUCAAAAUGUUUCUUCAAGUUUGAUUUUGUGUUGAAUUUCUGAUCACAACCAUUAGCUGUACAACUGUAAGAAAUUUUAUAAACCAAAAUAUUAGGGCUGGGGAUAUAGCUCAGUUGGUAGAGUGCUUACCUUGUAAGCACAAGGCCCUGAGUUCAAUCCCCAGCACU